AGCGAGAAUUGAAAAACAGCACACACGCGUCAGCUAUCAGUCCAUCCAUCUGUCAACCCAUCGCCAACUCAACACGCUACCCCCACUACCCUUCCAGUCGGUCGACAGACAGCGACCGCCCCCCCGUCGCCUGUCACUCAGCUCGCGACGCCCCCCGGCACACACAGAUGGUGUGGCGCCUGACCUGACACGCACCAAGGUCGCAUCGAUUUUUCCCUCAUGUGUGUCGUGUGCGCACCUGACGCGUAAUGUCAGAUGGCUGACAGCAGCUCCAGGCAGGGGCGGUCCAUCUUGUUCUGGGCGAUGGCCACUGUCUGGGGGAAGGCAGUAGGGCCAGUAACGCCCUGCUGGGGCGCCUCGGUGGUCCAGAGGGCGAUGCUUGCCGACUCAUCAGGGUACUUGGUCAUCUCGAUGUAGGCCGUGAACUCGUCGCCUUCCUCGUCGCCACACAGUAUGACGAGGCGGGAGGAGGUGUCGUAGUUGGUGUAGUCGAUGGUGCGACAGCCCCACAGGGGCGGCUCCUGGGCCAUCAGCGCACCGAUGCUGUCAUACCCAGCAGAGUACCGACUGUAGGACCGAUACCACAGCACAGGCGACCAUGUCAACGCUGUAGGACGCCAGUAGUUACACGACACCACACGCGACGACAGCGAUGCCAAACUGAAAGAGCAGGAAGGGAAAAGGCAGACAACACGACACAUUGGUGUGGUGUGCUCUCUCAUUUGAGUCGCUGUAUACUUCUCGAUGAUCCGUCCUCUAAAGGUGCAUGCUCGAAACCAAUUUCUGCAGACGCACACACACAGCGGCAAACACCAUCCAUGCCAAGUUGCCUCUCGUGUGGUGCUUUUCCCUCCCCUCUCUCACGUCGGCACGGGGGAUCGGCUGCGUCGGUGUGCACCCUCACCACACCCCCGCCCACCGUGUCCCUCCCCCCGGCAGUGCGCGUCAGCUGCAUACUGUCGCCCAGUCGGUGGGCGUAGAGGCUGUACUGGCGGAUGGCCUCUGGGCGGUUGAGGAAGACGGUCUUGUCGGCCGUCGCCUGCCGCACGUCGGCUGCUGUGAUGAUGAGUGGAAGCGACGCCAGACAGCCACUGCUCCUGGCCAGGGGCAGGAUUGGCUUAUUGCCCGCCCACUGCCCGCCCUUGGCCAGCACCCACCACAGGCUCUCCAGAAACCCCCGUUGGGUCAUCUGCUGCUGCCCGGCCCCUCCCUGCGGCUGCUGCUGCUGCUGGGUGGUGUUGUGGUCAUACGUCAGCACGCUGUCGAUCUGUUGCUCGCGCAGCAGCUGGUCGAUGCGCUCCUGGAUGCUCGUGGUGAUGUUGGUGGCGAAGUCGAGUGUCUUGCAGGCACCAAAGAGAGCGGCACACCCCGCAACGCCCAGGAGGUCCGUGAAGUCCUCCGACAAAGCCGCCACCUCACAAAGCCCGAGGCUAUCGACGAUGGCCUUGAACAGACAGAAGGGCUCGCCGCUCUGCGCAGGCAAAGAAAGGCGACACGUGAGUCGAGGAGGAUGGAUUCAUGUCAGCGAUGCCGUGCAGGUGUGUACCUUCUGUCCAUCGAGGCCCUGCUGCUGGACAAUCUCACGGCCAACCCAUUUGAAGCCAUCGCACCCCUGCGAAUCAACCGCACAAGAUCCUUGUCAACAGGACAUCCCUGUAUGUGUGUGUGUCUGCUUACUGCCUGGAUGUCGUCAAGCUUGUGGAAGUGUCUUGUGGCGUUGGGCACGACUCUCUUGAACUCCUCUGUGCCGCCCACCUCCCGCAUGAAGACCCUCGUCCCUCCCGCAGUCGGCUCCAGCUUGUACACCUCGGCCUCCACCCACUGGAACUUGUCGUCCCUUCUCCGCUCCGACACCAUCAGCACGCGGCUGCCCACACGAUACCGACACGGCGAUGCACCGACGGCCGCCUGCGUGACAAAUGGGUCAAGCAACAAAAAAAGACGACGUCCAGCCCAGCCGUGCGCGUCUGUGCUGCGCGGCUUUGUGCUCUCUGUGCUCACCUGUGGAUGAGUGUUACGGCCAGAUGAGCUCGACGAUGCCAUCGUUGUGAUGAUGAUGCAGCAGUGGCGGAGAUCUCUAACUCACUCGAACACGCCGGUUUCCGCCGACCGGAGAUCUGUCGACUCACAGGAAGUACACG
Molecule: messenger RNA, 2141 nt
Organism: Vitrella brassicaformis
Lineage: Eukaryota; Vitrellaceae
Source: the annotation of a GenBank genome assembly